Solanum dulcamara is the source of this 1221-nucleotide messenger RNA. RefSeq names its product protein OSB2, chloroplastic-like. Gene Ontology annotation, biological process: mitochondrial DNA replication; positive regulation of helicase activity. Bases 108 to 1022 code for a protein of 304 amino acids. Gene Ontology annotation, molecular function: single-stranded DNA binding. Lineage: Eukaryota; Viridiplantae; Streptophyta; Magnoliopsida; Solanales; Solanaceae. Gene Ontology annotation, cellular component: mitochondrial nucleoid. The transcript has 5 exons. The record is from RefSeq and is a predicted model, not a curated record.
CUCAAGAUGAAUUAUCUCAGCACGCCCGGCAUUGCUUUGGAAGUUGGAAAGAAAGAACAUACGAUAAGAUAAUACUGCUGCGCACAGAAGCGAAAGAGAAAUCAGUUAUGGCGUUAGAACAAAUAAUUGCAUUCACUAACCCUUCCUUCUCGUCAACUCCCAGAACCCCUUUUACUCACAUCCCUGCGAAAUCUCUUUCUUUUCCACUUUUCUCCCCAUCGAAGCAAGUAGAAAUCGCUAAAUUAACUUCGAGUUGCCGUAUAAGAUGCUCAUUCGAUUACAAUACCUCUGGAAAUGGAAAUGGUAGUGUGUAUGAGUAUGAAAGAUAUGCUGGGGUUUCUCAAUACCCACGGCCUUCUGAAAUACAGUGGAAGAAGGAACUUUGUAAUUCAGUGCAGCUAAUUGGUAACGUUGCAGUACCGGUACAAAUUAAGCAUCUCAACUCCGGAAAGGUAGUAGCUUGGACUCGCCUUGCUGUCAGGAAGUCUCAAAACGACACUACUUGGAUUAAUUUGACAUUUUGGGAUGAGUUGGCUAAUGUUGCCAAUCAACAUAUAGAGAAAGGACAGCAGAUAUACGUGUCUGGUCGCCUAAUAUCAGAUACAGUUGAAGGUGAUGAUGGGAAAGCACAGACUUAUUAUAAGGUGGUCGUUCAGCAAUUGAAUUUUGUUGAGAAAAACUCUCCUCCUAUUGCCUCGUAUAAUGGGGACUCUAAUUCCAUGGCACCACGUAAAAAGCAAAAUAAUUAUGCUGCAAAUACCACUGGAUCCACAGAAGAGUUAUGGCAAGCUUUCUUUGCUAAUCCACUAGAAUGGUGGGAUAAUAGGAAGAACAAGAGGAGUCCAAACUAUCCAGACUUCAAGCACAAAGAUACAGGUGAAGCAUUGUGGGUAGAAGGCAGGUAUAAUCCAACAUGGGUGAAAUCUCAACUUGCAGUACUGGAUUCAAAGAUGGAAUCUUUUCAUGAUCAAAAUGGCAGUAGAAAUGUCGAGUUCAUGUCCAUGGAUAAUUUCCAAUUUUAGCUGUUCCCCAUUUGAUUUUGGCUGUACUUUUCAAAUACACUCUUGUAUAGGUUUGUUCCUUCCAUUAGGAACAUAAAAUUUUGUGUUCUACUUGUUUGCUAGUAUUGCUGUUCAAGGAAUUUUGAUUUUCAAUCAGCUCAAGUUUGGGGUUCAUAUAAGCUUCAAACAUUCGUAUGAGAUAAUAGACCUAUUGCUGCUA